AUGGAUAGGAACCCAGAGCUAAUAGCUGCCGACACUUAUGCCUCAAGGUACACUUUCACACUGGUCUUUGCUGAUUUGUCACGGAACAGACUCUCCGAGCUCCCAGCAGAAGUUUGUCACUUUGUUUCCCUGGAGAGCCUUAAUUUUUACCAGAACUGCAUUCGUUACAUCCCCGAGGCGAUAUUGAACCUGCAGUCCUUGACGUUUCUAAAUAUCAGUCGAAACCAGCUCUCCAUGUUGCCAGUACACUUGUGUAGUCUACCAUUGAAAGUUUUGAUAGCAAGUAAUAAUAAACUGGUCUCGCUGCCUGAAGAAAUUGGACAGCUUAGACACUUAACAGAGCUUGAUGUGAGCUGUAACGAAAUACAGAUGAUACCUCCCCAGAUUGGCAAUCUGGAAUCCUUGCGGGACCUGAAUGUUAGAAGAAAUCAUUUGCUGCGUUUACCUGAAGAGCUUGCAGAACUGCCUUUGAUUCGGUUAGAUUUUUCCUGCAAUAAAAUAACCACAAUCCCAGUUUGUUAUCGGAACCUCAGGCAUCUUCAGACAAUUACACUAGAUAACAACCCUCUACAGUCACCCCCUGCACAGAUAUGUAUAAAAGGAAAAAUCCACAUAUUUAAGUACCUGAACAUAGAAGCAUGUAAGAUAGCUCCGGAUUUGCCUGAUUAUGACAGGAGACCUAUGGGAUUUGGCUCUUGUCAUGAGGAGCUGUACUCGGGUCGUCCUUAUGGAGCACUAGAUUCUGGCUUCAAUAGCGUGGACAGCGGAGACAAAAGAUGGUCAGGGAAUGAACCUACGGAUGAGUUCUCAGACCUCCCUCUGCGAGUGGCAGAGAUCACUAAAGAGCAGCGACUGCGGAGAGAAAGUCAAUACCAGGAGAACCGAGGGAGCGCUAUUGUGACUAAUGGUGGAGUGGAACAUGAUCUGGAUCAGAUCGACUAUAUUGAUAGCUGUGCCACCGAAGAGGAGGAGGAAGAGGGCUCACCAGUAAAGCCAGUGCCCAUCAGAGAAUUUCAGAGAGCAGAGGACACAAGGCGAUACUUGCAUCAAAAUAGGGACACUGAUGAAUUACGAAGACCAGAAACACUAAGUUUGUUGCAGGACAGAGAGCGACACCAAGGACUAAGGAGUUACGUGGACAGAGCAGAGAGAGCCCCAGCUGAUUCAUCUUACCAUCUCUGUCUGUCAAACACCCACAAUCAGAUGUCUAAUACAGAUGCAGACAUUCACCGAAGGCGAGAGCACUUAGUGGAGCGCACUCGGCGAGAGGCCCAGCUUGCAGCACUUCAGUAUGAGGAGGAGAGGAUAAGAACAAAGCAGAUCCAGAGGGAGGCUGUCCUUGACUUUGUCAAACAAAAGGCAUCCCUGAGCCCUCAGAAGCAAAGUCCUCUUGAUAGUGAGUCGCUGUCAGGGUUGAAUCAAGAGGGCUGUGCUACCACCCUGCCACAUGCCUCUGCCUUCAGACCCGUGCAGAGUGAUGACAGAUCUGCCAUCUCUCCUGGUUCGCCAACAACUCAGACAGUCCACCUUUCCCCUCAAUAUCCUGGCCCUGCUGCUCCUCCUUCCUAUAGAAACCCUUCCCAGCGACCUGAGAGUUUCCUUUUCCGACCAGCUGUAAGGGAUGAGACAAACAAAGCCUUGGUCCCUGCUAAUGAUUCGACAGACCCUCGAGCAAGACAGAACGCCAAGCAGCGUGAGAAGGAGCUGGAGUUGAUAGAGCAGCUGCGGAAGAAUAUUGAGUCACGGUUGAAAGUAUCUUUGCCCAGCGAUCUCGGAGCUGCUCUUACUGAUGGCGUUGUUCUCUGCCACCUAGCCAAUCAUGUGCGGCCUCGAUCUGUUCCCAGCAUACAUGUCCCCUCGCCUGCUGUACCCAAACUGACAAUGGCAAAAUGCAGACGAAACGUGGAGAAUUUCCUGGAAGCUUGCAGAAAGAUCGGCGUGCCUCAGGACAAUCUUUGUUCCCCUUCUGACAUUCUGCAGUUAAAUCGCAGCGUUAAAGGGACAGUUGAAACGCUGCUUUCCCUGGGGACAAAGUCAGAAGAAUCCGCUCUUGUCUCCCUUUCCGUCCAGCUCUGGGGCUUUGUGGCGUUUUACUGCACUCUAAUGCUAACGCUCUGUAUGUUCUAUCGCUGGGUCUUUUUCCUCUAGCUGGAGGCCGGUGGUGCUGCUGGUGCCACAUCGCUCCAGGGCUUGGUAACGGCUUUUGUUUUCGGCAAGAACUAUGUGUAUAAGUGCAUCCCCUCUGCUCCCCCAAUGGAUGGGACAUGUACAAUGUAUAAGCUCUCCAGCACGGCCAGGUGACCAUCCCUGACACCAUUUCCAGUUUGUAUUUGCUGUGUG
This is a messenger RNA of Gavialis gangeticus (Gharial), 2340 nucleotides long. It is a transcript of the gene LRCH3, whose product is annotated as leucine rich repeats and calponin homology domain containing 3. The transcript has 21 exons. Gene Ontology annotation, molecular function: protein binding. Bases 1 to 2148 code for a protein of 715 amino acids. NCBI's taxonomy places the organism in Eukaryota, Metazoa, Chordata, Crocodylia, Gavialidae. The record is from RefSeq and is a predicted model, not a curated record.